This is a messenger RNA of Caenorhabditis elegans, 429 nucleotides long. RefSeq names its product UPF0375 protein Y45F10C.4 (gene Y45F10C.4). Lineage: Eukaryota; Metazoa; Nematoda; Chromadorea; Rhabditida; Rhabditidae. Gene Ontology annotation, cellular component: extracellular region. The record is from RefSeq and is marked reviewed. The transcript has 3 exons. Bases 27 to 401 code for a protein of 124 amino acids.
AUCAUCAACCAAAUCAAUUGAUAAUCAUGAAUUUCCUUCCCUCAACUGUCCUUUUACUCUCAUUCGUCGUGGCUAUCAUUUCUGGAAGUUUCAGUUCUAUUAGCGAGGAAUGGAAGGCAGUCUGCGAAUGCAAUUUGUCAAAGCUCAAUAAUCAUGCGAAAACCGGAAAUUGCAAGACAACCGCCUUGUGGAAAGUCACAAGUGAUACAAACUGCACUGCGUCAGAAUACUUGAAGAUUACUGUAUUCCCAGCUAAUGAUGAUCCUCUCAAUAGAGUUGAACAAUGUACAAUGACACCAUGUGACCAAACCGAGAAGACUCCUGCUGACUGCAAUGUAGCGUUUUCCGCUGCAAAACUUGCUGAAAUUGCGAAAGAAGAAAAAUCAAAAAUGAUCAUUUGAAACAAAUAAAUCGUUUUGAUAAUUUCAU